Dreissena polymorpha is the source of this 3300-nucleotide messenger RNA. RefSeq lists its product as uncharacterized. NCBI's taxonomy places the organism in Eukaryota, Metazoa, Mollusca, Bivalvia, Myida, Dreissenidae. The transcript has 2 exons. The coding region runs from base 333 to 2150 and encodes 605 amino acids. The record is from RefSeq and is a predicted model, not a curated record.
AAAAAGGAUGAUUGAAGAAUCAAUGUUUCAUUACUGAUGCAGAGCUAUUAAGAAAUCCAUUUUCUUUGUUAUCAAUAAUUGGUAGUCAGUGAAAAACAAAUUUCGACCAAUAUUUCAGGAAAUCUAGAAUAAGAGAAUUGUUCACAGCUAAUGAUUAAACUAGAAUAUGGAUAUUUGCUUGUUUAAAGACAAGCGAAAGGAAAAGUUCCAUAAUAUUGUGAUGAUUAAAUAAAGGAAAUAAAAUAACAAACUUUUUGCUUGCUAAAGAUGGAAAUUUAACAAUUGUCAUCAUCAACAUGCAGUUCUAAAAUAUUGAAAUACACACGUAAUGAAUGAAUAUUUGUUUUAUGUUAAUAAUAAUAAAUGAAUGUUUAAAUAUUGUGAGAAAUACAAUCAUAAUGGAUGCAAUUGUUAAUGGUUUAGGUCCAACACAAGAUGGGAACUACUUUAUCAUGGAUACGGAGCAGGUGAUCUCCAAUCCCUACCAGGACCUGCAGUCAGAGGCUGUGGACAGUGCAAAGAAAACCACACUUACUGAAAGACUCACAGCAGUGCGCAACAACGUGUGCGAGCACAACCUUCGCACCACUACCAGCCACCUCGACAAACAACGCACACACUCGCUUCGCAAUCUUCACAUGGACACCAGCAACCUCAGAUACCAGGUCAAGGUUAUGGACAUAAAUAAACGUCAAAACGACCUAUUGAUGCAGCAGAGAAUAACUCCUAAAAAGGACUUCUCCUACGAUAAUAGACAAAUUCAGAGCUCUUCAAAACGACUUGGUAUGAGCUCUGAAGGAUCGUUUUACCUUGAGAAAAAGUUGAAAUAUCCAUUACGUGGCACCAUAAAGAAAGACCACAAUAAAAAGCCCAUAAUUCAAAAAGCAAGAAAAACUAUGGUGGACCACUCAAAGCGUAAAAAGGUUGAGCAUGAAAGUGAGCGUUCACACACUUCCCUCACUUAUGAACGCAUUACAAGCGCUCACACAGUUUCCACAACUGUUGAAAUACUGACUCCAGAACCCUCGCUUCCAAAGCAGCAUUCAAACUUUCAACGAGUUGGCUCUAAAUCAGCACCUACCCCAAAAAUUGCUUUAACUGACCAAAAUGGAACGACUAGUCGAUUGAGUAUAAUUAAAGAUACUAAUCCGAAGUUAAUAAAAGAACCCGCUAAAAGUGAUCACAAUAGAAAAGGUGCACGCAGUACUAAAUCACAUGUAAAAUUUGAUUUCAAGUCCAAGCCUGUAACAAACCUUCACCGGUCACAAACUUUCCAUUCUGGCAUGCCACGUGUUUCCAGAUCUUAUAGCGAAUGCUGGAAUAGUGAUUCUGAUGAUGACUAUGAUUAUCGUGAAAAAGUUGAUUUACGAGCGCUAUUUUUUGGUGAUAAAUCACAAAAUGCGGAAACUAAACCUUCACUUAGUGGUAAUACAACACCCCGUACCAUACCAACAAGAAUGAGUUCAGAUAUAUCAACAAACCCUCGAUGUUCCACUGCAAAACCUAAAGUUACAGAAGAAAUGCUUCUAAAGGAACAAAAAGAAAUAAAAAACAAAAUUGACAGUUUUCUUGGUAAUAUACCUAAAGAGGACAAAACAUCGCCUAAACCAGUCCAAGUAGAGGAAAAGCCAAAAGUGGAAGAAACUAAAGAAAAGAACCAAAAGGAAAUGUUAUCCAAAGCAGCAAUGCUAUUAAGUGUGUUUUCAAAACCAAUUGAACACGAGAAGAUUUGGGGUUACACGCCACCAAAACUAACGCAAGAGGUCAAAGUUGAAACUAAAGUAGAACAGGUUGUUGAAAAGCCUAAGUCAGCUGAUGUGACUGAAGAAAACAGGCAAAAGAAGCUAUGGGAGCUCAUACGGACCAGUGUACAAAACGGCAACAUAAAACAUAAAUACACGGCUAAUGACCUUCUGCUUCAACAGCUUACUGGCAUUCUUGUGCAAGCUGACAAAAAGCUGCUUAUUCCACUCCACUCCGCAAGUCGAGCACUGCGUCACACGCCAACAUUUAAGAUGAAGAGAAUGGUGGAGCAACUAAUGGCUGAACGAACGUCGUACCAGCAACAAGAGAUUGAGAAACUGCAACAAGCCAAUGCCUCGAUAGGAAAUGGGGAUGACAAAAGUGACAUCAAAAAUGAAGAGAUAUGAGUCAAGCUCAUUAAAAUUUCCCUAUGGGUUACAAAUGGAUCAUUAACAAAGAAAGUAAAUCUGGAUAUUAAUCUGCUAAUGUUUCAGCUAUGAUCAUGUAUAAAAUUACUGAGACAUAACAUUACAAAGAAAUGUGCUAAAGAUUGCAUUGAUUUAUCAUUCAAUUAAUUAAUUAAUUUAUUAAUUGAAUUAUGUUUCAUAUAUACUAUUCAUUUAUAAUGUGUAUUCUACAAGUUUGAUGAACAAUAUUAUGUUGCAACAAAACUUGUUUAAAAAUCAGAAAUGACAGAAAGGAUUAAAUAGGGAUGGAUUUCUGACUAUAACAUAAGAUAACAAAGAUUUGUGCCAAAAGUUGCUUUUUACAGAUAAAUGUAUUUAAUAUUUAUUUGGUUGCAACAGUAUCAUGAAUUGAAUGUAAAUACUAUCAAUAUUAGCUAUUAUUAUAUUCUGUAUCAUACAAUUAAAUAUUAAAAAUCUUACAAGCUACAAACAUUUUCUGUUUCAAUAUAACAGAAGUAGCCUGACUACUUUUUAUUUCAACACAAAUGUUCGGAUAUAUUGUCUUAAAAACAGUCGACUUUGAAAUUUAUCAUUAUGCCUUGAAAAACUGUUAACUUAACCCAGGGAGUGACGUCAAUGUUUCCUAUUCAUGUGCUGUUGUUUGGAGGAAAAACUGCUUAUCUAAAUUGUCACAUAGUUCUGGGUAUCUGUGAAUCGUAGAAACAAGGUGUAAUGUAAUUGACAACAAAUUCAUUGGCAAUUGAGUCCACUUGAGUUUUGUUAUCUAAAGUUAUUUUACCAACAAAAGGGCCAAGAUGGCCCUAGUUCGCUCACCUGAGAAGAGUGUGUUCAUUGAAUUUUUACCAAAUGUAUUGGGCUGUUUGUCAAACAUGCAUGCCUGCAUAUGGUCUGUCAGUUGUAAUGGCAGCCAUUGUGUGAAUAUGAAUAUAUUAGUCAUUGUGACUUUCACUUUUGACCUUGGUUUCUUGAGUUGUCAUCUGGACACCAUUUUACAGUGUUGAGUCAUUGUUAUUAAGACGUUUGACCUAGUGACUUGAACAUUAUGUUGGUCAUCUGCCAGUCAUGAUGAAUGUAACUAUGAAGAUCAUGAAUCUAGGCGUAAGCAUUGUCAGUAAAUAUCAAGAAACAA